GCCAGUAUGGAUGCCCACCUCGUCCUCCCCUCCCCUCCCCCAAAUCAUUUAGGGAGACGGAAGAGAGAGACGAGCAGAAGCGGCCCAGACAGCACCCUGUUGGUCGCGAUGCGUGCCCGCUUCCUGAAGCCAGGGUUCUGACCCAGUCCCUGGGUUCCUGCAUCCGCCAGCUGGCCCUCACGGGUGGCACACAGCUCCCGGCGGCCAGGGCCGUGCCCUCUACGUCUUUACCCACCCACAGGCCAGUAGAGGCCCGGCCUGCGGUGAGCGCCGGAACGUGAAUGAAGGGCUGCCCCGGGCUCUAAUCCCCGUUUUUUGCAAUGAUCUUUCCAGUCCUAUUCUGGGGAUAAAAGGUCAGAGCCUGAGACUGGCCUCCCCCCCCUCCGCCCGCCCCAUCCCCGCCCAUCUCACUCGAGCCAGAUGGGGAGGCAGACACAGCUCUGAUCCCCUCCCCAACCCGAGUAGAGAUUUCUGAUCCAGCUGUCACAGCUCUCGGACACCAGGGGCCGAGGGAGAGGCAGGAAGAGUUGGCAGAGGAGUGACCGAGAAGAUAAGGAGGCCGAGCCACCGAGGGGGACGGGAAGGAGGGGGAGCCGACUUGAGCCUGGUGCCUGCCGAGCCGUCCCCGUCCCUCCAUGCAGGUCCCCGUGGGCCCCGCCUGCAUCUUCCUGAGAAAAGGCAUCGCCGAGAAACAGCGGGAAAGACCGCUGGGACAGGAUGAGAUCGAAGAGCUUCGGGAAGCGUUUCUUGAGUUCGACAAGGACAGAGAUGGGUUCAUCUCUUGUAAGGAUUUGGGGAAUCUCAUGAGGACGAUGGGCUACAUGCCCACAGAGAUGGAGCUGACUGAACUGGGCCAGCAAAUCCGCAUGAACCUGGGUGGCCGUGUAGACUUUGACGACUUUGUGGAGCUGAUGACCCCCAAAUUGCUCGCGGAAACGGCGGGGAUGAUCGGCGUCCAGGAGAUGCGCGAUGCCUUCAAGGAAUUUGACACCAACGGGGACGGGGAGAUCACCCUCGGGGAGCUGCAGCAGGCCAUGCAGAGGCUUCUGGGAGAGAAGCUCACCCCUCGCGAGAUCUCGGAGGUCGUGCAGGAGGCGGACGUGAACGGAGACGGCACGGUCGACUUUGAAGAGUUUGUGAAGAUGAUGUCUCGCUGAGGAGGUUCUGGAAGCCCCCGGUCUCUCCCCACCAGGCCGGCAUGGACCCCUCACUUGUGGAAGACCAGAUCCCCUCGGGCCCGUCCAGGAGAGAGGGUAGGAGGGUGCGUGGUGACUGGCCUUGCAUUGUAUGAGUCGAGGCUGGACCAAAAGUGAUGGCUUUGCCCGGAUGGCGGGCGGGGUGAGGGGGAACCUCUCUAGAAUGAGAUAAGAAGCUAGAAAUGAGAUCAGGACCAAGGUCAGCGCCACCCCACCAAUUCCAGAGGUUAAUGACAUCUCCUGACUUCAUGUAACCCCCAAUGCCUACACCCCAGCAGAGUCUCUUCCCUGGUGUCCUCUUGGGUCAGACUCUCAAAAAGCUCAGCCCAUGGUCCACCCUUCCCCCUUCUUGCUUCAGCUGCUUCAGAUUUCCUCGGUUUCUUUCUGUCGGUAAGAGGGAGGCAUGACAAUCUUGGGGCUACAAACAGGAUUCCUGGGAAGACCGGGCUUGGAAAUGGUUCCAUUAA
Panthera uncia (snow leopard) is the source of this 1663-nucleotide messenger RNA. It is a transcript of the gene CABP5, whose product is annotated as calcium binding protein 5. The record is from RefSeq and is a predicted model, not a curated record. NCBI's taxonomy places the organism in Eukaryota, Metazoa, Chordata, Mammalia, Carnivora, Felidae. Bases 636 to 1157 code for a protein of 173 amino acids. Gene Ontology annotation, molecular function: calcium ion binding. The transcript is spliced from 6 exons.